Messenger RNA from Tarenaya hassleriana, 16546 nucleotides. RefSeq names its product midasin. Gene Ontology annotation, cellular component: preribosome, large subunit precursor; nucleus. The transcript has 76 exons. NCBI's taxonomy places the organism in Eukaryota, Viridiplantae, Streptophyta, Magnoliopsida, Brassicales, Cleomaceae. Gene Ontology annotation, molecular function: ATP hydrolysis activity; ATP binding. Gene Ontology annotation, biological process: ribosomal large subunit assembly; rRNA processing. Bases 34 to 16284 code for a protein of 5416 amino acids. The record is from RefSeq and is a predicted model, not a curated record.
GGUUCACCUAGUCGGCAUCUGGUCUCGACAGUUAUGUCUUCUUCUCUCUCUCGUCUCCACGACCAGCGCGAAGCCUCGGCCGAGAUGAAUCCCGUGGAGAAUCUCUCUCUUGCAUUGGGGUUGUUUUUUGAUCGUUUCCCCAAUUUGGCAACUUCUCCAAUUUUUAGUUCAGUUGCCAAGAAGGGAGUUGAAGAAAUUGAAGAGGAAGAGGUGGUAGCUGCUCUAUCAAAGGUGUUUCUUCAUCCCGCAUAUACACUUCCUUUGACGCGUAGCUUCGGUGCUGUUAUCGGACGGGUGAUAGACAAAGUUGUGAGCCUUCUCCGUUUAGUGAGGGAUCUGAGGUCAAAUCCGAACCAUUCUAAUGACGACUCAGCUCUUGACGAUUCCCUGAAUAGUGGUAUUAGUAUAAUUGAUUAUUAUGUUCAACAUGGACGAGGUUUGGAGCUUCACGAGUGUGCUUGCUUGGCCUUCAGUCGUGCCCUACUUUUAAAUACCUCUUUGUUGCGCUCUGUCCUAAAUUAUUUUGAGUUCGCUCCAGCACCUCAUGAACGACUUCUUGAGAAAGUAACAACUUCAGGGAUAUCUAGAGAGGUUGCAUCUGCAUAUUUGCUUUGUGUGCAAUCAACAUGUUGUUUUCUCGAUAUCCGACGUGAACUUUUCUCUAAGUUAUGGGAUUGGUCUUAUUUAUGGGAUUCCAUGAACAACAAAAAAGAUUUAUCGGGAAAACAUAGGGAAGUCGUGUUGUGUGGUUCCCAAAUUCUUUUCAAUGUCUUGGGAUGGAGUGACAAAGUAACAAGGCAUUUUGAUGUUGGAAAAGAAGAAGCAUUCUCAAGCUUAUUGCGUUGGUUGGAAUUUUGUAAGGAUGUAGAAAUUGAGAAGGCUGGAACAUACAUUGAGUUGCCUAGUCGUUCGGGGUUGCGGUCUUUGCAACAGUGCACAAAUUAUCCAAGUAAUCUGCAUUCUUUGGUUAACAGUCCGGCUUCAUCACAGCUAGACAAUCUUGAGCCAUUGCGAAAGAUUCGGAGGAUUGAUCCACGGGGUGCAAGAUUAUGUUCUGAACCAUUUGUCAUCAAUCCUAGAGUGAAGAAUAGUUAUGAAAUGGCCUCUCUGGCUGUUAGUCAAAAACGACCUAUUCUUCUUUAUGGUCCUUCAGGUUCUGGCAAGACAGCUCUCAUUCGAAAGUUGGCUGAAGACAGCGGGAGCCAUGUUAUAUUUAUCCACAUGGAUGACCAACUUGAUGGCAAAACCUUGAUUGGCACUUAUGUGUGUUCCGACCAACCUGGAGAAUUCAGAUGGCAGCCUGGUUCAUUAACUCAGGCUGUCAUGAAUGGCUUCUGGGUUGUUCUUGAGGACAUAGACAGAGCACCAUCCGAUGUCCCUGUCAUGUUGUCACCUUUGCUUGGGGGUUCAAGUUCAUUUGUGACCAGUGGCAGUCAUGGAGGGGAAAUACAAAUAGCAGAUCAUUUCAGACUGUUUUCAACCAUAUCUACCACCGAGGGCAGCAUAUCAAACCUUAGAGAAGGUGGAAAUGCUCUUAGCCCUCUUUGGAGGAGAAUUCUGGUCCGUCCGCCGGAUACUGGAUGUUUGCAAAGUAUUUUGCUUGCUAGGUAUUCAAGGUUGGAGCAUGUUGCCGAAAAACUUAUUGAAACAUUUGAAAAAGUAAAUUAUGCGCUUCGACCACAACUUACACGUUCACUGACUGAAAAUCAGGCUUCCUUCAGCUCUCCAAGUAGAUUUUCGCUGAGAGAUCUUAUCAAGUGGUGCGAACGAGUUAAUGGAUUGUCUUCAUGUGAUAACCAUACGAUCUAUCAAGAGGCAGCUGAUAUAUUCUCUGCUUCUUUUAUGUCCUCUCAAAACCGGAUGACUAUUAGUAGAAUUAUUGCAAGCAUUUGGAAUGUUCCUGUGUCCGAAGCUCAGUCUAAGCCUGCAAUCCAGGAUUUUUCUGGAAUGCUGAAAAUUGGAAGAGUUUCUCUUGAACAUGGUGAAACUGCGUCACAUGAUAGGUUGAGAUUUGUUGAAACACGUACCUCUAUGUGCUUGCUCGAGAAAAUAGCUCGGUCUGUUGAGUGUAAUGAGCCAGUUCUCUUAGUUGGGGAAACUGGUACAGGGAAAACAACAUUGGUGCAAAAUCUGGCAUCAUGGCUGGGGCAGAAACUCACUGUUCUGAACCUUAGCCAGCAAAGUGAUAUAGUGGAUCUGUUGGGUGGUUUUAAGCCUGUCGACGCAAAGCUCCUGUGCACAUCUCUGUACAACGAAUUCAAUAAAUUGGCAAGACUAUCAAGGAUGAAGGAUGAUUCAGAAACAAUGAAACGGCUGCAAAAACGUUUUUGGGCCAGGAAGUGGGAAAAAUUUCUGAGUGGAUUGAAGAAAACAAUUGAUUGUCACACCGGACACAAUAAUGAGAAAAAAAGGUCUGGAUCUUGUAGGAAAAGGAAGAAACAAGAUGUGAUUAAAGAUUGGGUGGCUCUUUUAGGCAAAGUGGAAAAAAUCCAUCAGCAGAUUUGCACAGGUGGAAUGGUAUUUACCUUUGUAGAAGGUGCUUUUAUAACAGCCCUCAGAGAAGGACACUGGAUUUUACUAGAUGAGGUGAACUUAGCCCCGCCAGAGUUAUUGGGCAGACUUGCUGGUGUUCUUGAAGGGGUAAGAAGUUCGUUUUGUCUUGCUGAAAGAGGGGAUGUAAAGGGCAUUCCGAGACAUUCGAAUUUCCGUAUAUUUGCUUGUAUGAAUCCAGCCACAGAUGCUGGUAAAAGGGAGUUGCCACUCUCCUUCCGCAGCAGAUUCACAGAGUAUGUUGUGGAUGAUGAAUUGUGUGAUGAUGACCUGGGAAUUUUUGUACGACGGUUUUUAGCUGGACGCAAAUCUGAUAGCAAGUUAGUGGAGAACAUUGUUUGCUUUUACAAGGAAGCGAAAAGGUUAUCUGAAGAAAGCUUGCAAGAUGGUGCAAAUCAGAAACCACAAUAUAGCUUGAGGUCUCUUUACCGUGCACUUGAGUACGCCAGAAAAGCAGAAGCCAUUGCUGGAUUUGAAAAGGCAUUGUUUGAUGGAUUUUCCAUGUUUUUCCUAUCUCUGUUGGAUGCUUCUAGUGCCAAGAUCAUGAACCACAUGGUUUUAAAGUACAUCUUAGGGAAACAUAGCUCUCCAGUUUCUCCCUUUUCUCCCAGCAGCUACUUGGGAGAAUUAAAAUCCAGCUCUGAUGACUUUGUGAAGAACUAUGUCAUGACAAAGACGGUAAAACAGCAUCUUCGCCAUCUGAUGCAUGCCAUUUUUAUUAAAAAAUAUCCUGUUCUUUUACAAGGACCGACAUCCAGUGGGAAAACAAGCCUUGUCAGGUAUCUUGCGGCGAUAAGUGGGCACAAGUUUAUCCGAAUCAAUAAUCAUGAGAACACAGAUAUCCAAGAAUAUUUGGGCUCCUACAUGACUGAUUCCUCAGGGAAGCUCAUAUUUCAUGAAGGUGCAUUAGUGAAGGCUGUUAGGAAUGGGCAUUGGAUAGUCUUGGAUGAACUUAAUUUGGCCCCAUCUGAUGUUCUGGAGGCACUAAACAGAUUGCUUGAUGAUAAUCGAGAACUUUUUGUACCUGAGCUGAGCGAGACGAUAUCAGCACAUCCUAAUUUCAUGCUUUUCGCUACGCAGAAUCCACCAACCCUAUAUGGUGGGCGCAAAAUGCUUUCUCGAGCUUUUCGUAACCGGUUUGUGGAGAUCCAUGUUGAUGAAAUUCCGGAAGAUGAACUCAGAAUAAUUCUUAAAGAGAGAUGUCACAUUGCCCAAAGCCAUGCUUUGAAAAUGGUUGAAGUGAUGAAGGACUUGCAACUGCAUAGGCAAAAUAGUAAAGCUUUUGCUGGAAAACAUGGAUACAUAACACCUAGAGAUUUAUUCCGUUGGGCUGAUCGUUUUAGCACUUUUGGAAAAUGUAAUGAAGAUCUAGCUAGAGAAGGAUAUUACCUCCUUGCCGAGAAGCUGCGGGAUGAUGCAGAGAAGCAGGUUGUUCAAGAGGCUUUGGAGAGACAUUUUCGGGUCGCUCUUGCUAAAGACGAUUUAUACAAAAGUGAUCUGUCUGGUUUGGAUGAAUCGCUUCAUUUGAGAGAGGAUAUCAUGCAGAGCAGAUCUGUCACCUGGACUAAAAAUAUGUGGAGAUUGUACUUUCUCAUUAGGCGUUGCUAUGAAUUACGUGAGCCUGUUCUUCUUGUUGGUGAAACUGGAGGAGGCAAAACAACCAUCUGCCAGCUGCUUAGUGACGCUCUGGGGCUAAGAUUGCACAUCCUUAAUUGUCAUCAAUUCACAGAAACUUCUGACUUCCUUGGUGGGUUCUUUCCUGUCCGGGAUAGAUCUAAUUUAGCUGCUGAAUACGAAAACCUAGUCAAGAAGUUGAAGCCCUCCAAGGCUUUGGCACAGUGUAGCCAAGACAUUGAUAUUUCUACAGAUAUUAAUGAAGCAGAUAUGUUAAUUAAAGCAUUGGAUGCAGUUCUCGAAAAGUACAGAAAUGAUUCGACGUUGGACACAGGUGUUCGACAGCAAGAUAUUGUUGCUUUUGAGAAAAUGAAGAACGAUCUUGUUGUGUUGUAUCAGAAGUGGUGUGCAAUCUUUGUGUGGCAAGAUGGACCCCUUGUACAAGCUAUGCGAGCUGGUGAUCUCUUCUUAGUGGAUGAGAUAUCUUUAGCUGAUGAUAGUGUGCUAGAGAGACUGAAUAGUGUGUUGGAGCCAGACAGGAAAUUGUCUUUAGCUGAGAAAGGUGGUCCAGUAUUGGAGGAAGUUGCAGCCCGCGAAAACUUUUUAGUUCUUGCUACUAUGAAUCCUGGUGGUGAUUAUGGAAAGAAAGAAUUGUCUCCGGCACUUCGUAGCCGUUUUACUGAGAUAUGGGUUCCCCCUAUUAGUGAUAUUGAUGAACUUACAAGUAUUGCCCUUUCUAGCCUUUCUGACCCAAAGGAUCCUAAUAUUGUUUGUCCCAUUGUGAACUUUUGGGAGUGGUUUAAUCAGUUGCAGAUUGGGAGAGUGCUCACAGUCAGGGAUCUCCUCUCUUGGAUUUCUUUUGUCAACGUCACUAGAGAAAACUUAGGACCUGUAUAUGCUAUUUCUCAUGGGGCAUUUCUAGUGUUACUUGAUGGUUUAAGUUUAGGAACCGGUUUUUCUAAGAGGGAUGGAGAAGAGCUGAGGGAAAAAUGCUUCUUGUUUCUUUCUGAACAGUUAAAGGUUUUUGCUUGUGAUACACUACCUUCUGAACUUUCAAAACUGGAGCAAUAUGGCUGGGGUGAUGGUGAAACAGGUUAUCAGGGAAAUAAGAGUGUUUUACGUGGGGAAAUGUUUGGUAUCGAUCCUUUUUACAUCAGAAUAGGUGAUGAGAAUACCGAGACUGAAGGAUUUGAAUUUUUAGCGCCAACUACUCGGAGGAAUGCCUUGAGGGUAUUGCGUGCAAUGCAGCUUUCUAAACCUAUUUUGUUGGAAGGCAGUCCAGGGGUAGGGAAAACAAGUUUAAUUAUGGCGGUGGGUAAAUAUUCUGGCCACAAGGUGGUGCGCAUAAAUCUAUCAGAGCAGACUGACAUGAUGGAUUUGCUGGGUUCUGAUUUACCAGUCGAAAGUGAUGAAGGGAUGAAGUUUGCAUGGUCUGAUGGAAUCCUCUUGCAGGCGUUAAAGCAAGGCUCCUGGGUUUUGUUAGAUGAACUUAACCUUGCCCCACAGUCUGUUCUGGAGGGAUUGAAUGCGAUUUUGGAUCAUCGCGCUCAGGUCUUCAUUCCAGAACUUAAUCGUACUUUUGAAUGUCCUCCUACUUUUAGAGUAUUUGCAUGCCAGAAUCCUUCGUCUCAAGGCGGUGGAAGAAAAGGUCUUCCAAAAUCUUUCCUCAACCGAUUCGCUAAGGUUUAUAUGGACGAGCUGGUGGAAGAUGAUUACUUUUUCAUCUGUAGCUCGCUUUACCAGUCUAUUCCUCAACCAUUGCUUUCUAAGCUUAUUUCUUUUAAUCGGCGGCUACAUGAUGAUACAAUGUUAAGUCGUAAGUUUGGUCAGAGUGGUUCACCUUGGGAAUUCAAUCUGCGUGAUGUGAUUCGAUCCUGUCAAGUUGUGCAAGGGGCAGUAAACGAUGUAGAAAUUGACAGCUUUCUGAAUGUUGUCUAUGUCCAAAGAAUGCGUACUGCAACUGAUCGCAAAGAAGUUCUCAGUAUCUAUGAGGACAUUUUUGGCCGAAAACCGUCUAUUAAUAGUUAUCCUCGAGUUCAGCUUAAUCCUUCGUACUUAAUUGUUGGAAAUGCUGCUAUUAAAAGGAAUUUCACUCAGUCUAAUAUUUCGAGUGAGCAGCUGAAGAUUUUGCCUGAAAUCCGUCAGAACUUGGAGGCUGUUGCACAUUGUGUGCGGAAUCAAUGGUUGUGCGUUCUAGUAGGACCAUCAUCAUCUGGGAAAACUUCGCUGAUCAAAAUAUUAGCUCAGCUAACAGGAUAUGCUCUUAAUGAACUAAAUCUCUCGUCUUCUACUGACAUAUCUGAUUUACUUGGGUGCUUUGAGCAAUAUAAUGCCUUCCGGACUUUCAGGUUGGUUGUUGCUCAAGUGGAGCACCUUCUUAAUGAGUAUUGCAGCUUGCUAUUAGAGUCUUCUUCGAAGACCUUCUUAAGCGAAAGGAACAGCUUAGUUUCCAGCUGGCUUUCUUUUUUAUCUACGAUAAACUCCUACAUCCUGGAAGGUUCUCCAUCCUUACUGAAGGACUCUGAUAGCCUUUCUUACUCACUCUCUAAGUUAGCGGAGAUCGUAGCACAUCUAAAGAAGGUGGUGGAUGAAGGCGCUUUGCAUGCUAGUUGCUCAAAGAAGAAUCUGGACCAAAUCGUGAAGUCAAUAUUGAAGCUGCAGACUUUUGAGAAAAAGCCGACAACAAGAUUUGAAUGGGUGACUGGAAUGCUGAUAAAGGCUAUAGAAAAUGGAGAAUGGGUUGUCCUAGAAAAUGCAAAUCUGUGUAAUCCCACGGUACUUGAUAGAAUCAACUCUUUGGUUGAACCGGGUGGAUCAAUCACCAUAAACGAGUGUGGAAUUAUUGAUGGCCAACCAGUUACUGUCACACCACAUCCUAAUUUUCGCCUGUUCCUUACUGUUAACCCAAAUUUUGGUGAGGUAUCAAGAGCAAUGCGAAAUAGAGGCGUUGAAAUAUUUAUGAUGGAGCCACAUUGGCAGCUGGAUGAUGAAGUUGUUGACAGUGAAGAGCUUUUAGUAAGAGGUGUUGAGAGGUUUCUGGCUCUAUCAGGCAUACCAGGUUCCAAGUUGGUGGCUUCCAUGGCCAAAGCACAUGUUUAUGCAUGGCAUAAAGGUCAAUGCUUUAAUGUUCGAAUUACGUAUCUUGAGCUUGAUCAAUGGGUUAACCUAUUUCAACAGCUGCUCAUGAAUGGCAAUCAACCUCUAUGGAGCCUACGACUAAGUUGGGAGCACAUCUAUCUUUCAUCCCUUGGGGAAGAUGAUGGAAAGGAAGUAGUUGAUUCUGCUCUUAAUGAAUAUUUGUCAGAGAUUGACCUGUCUGAUUUUAUUUCAUCUUUCGGCAAGGGUCUUUGGUUACCCGGGGGAUUGCCAAAGCCUCUUAACUUGAGAGACUUCACCAGGUAUUCAAUAGAAGUUACCAUCAGGCAGAAUUGCAUGUAUCUGGAGUUCUUAGGGGCUCAGUAUGCAUCUCAUGAAUCCGAUAUAACCUGCAACCAGAGAUUCAGAGACAGAGAGUUUACUGCUGGAGAAUUGAGAAAGGUUAUGUUUCCUAAAGUUGCCAGUGGAUCAACCUGUGUGGAAAAUGCCCCGAAAAUGAAACUUCAUUCAGUUUCACAAAUGAUGUUAUAUGCCGCCAACUGGGCAAUUGAGCAGGCAACCGAAAAGGAUAUUCAACUCUAUCUUGGCUGGUUUACUUGGCUUGAUUCCAAGUUGCAGCCAUACUGUCCGUUUUUCCAGUUUUUUCUCAGUAUGCUCAAGGAGGAAUUGGAGCAUCCUAUCUGGGGUCAUAUACUUAGAUGCCGACAGGACCUGAUAUCCCUCUGCCAAAUGGAUUCUGAUGCUAGUCCUAUUCCCAUGCUGUCCUUAAAACUGAUUGAUGUAGCUGCAUUGUUUGGGCAGGCCAACGAAUCUACUAAAUGCCUCUUUAAUUGUCUCAAUUCCACUGAGAUCCUUCGGCUUUCCUAUCAGCAAUGGUUUGCAGAAAGAAACUAUAACCACACCGAUGUAUCUCUGUCAUUCGUAACAUUUCUGAAAUCCCUGCAAAGACUGGAGAAGAAACUGCUAAAAAUGCUGGUGGGAUCGCAUGAUUUUAGUGUGUUGAUUCAACUGUACACCCAACUUAUUGAAAAGCAUUCGCUCUUUUGGUCUACUUUGGUCUCCUCACAAAGUGAGCGUUUAGUGUACUCCUUCCGGUGUUUGAUGAAAACUGCUAAAAAGCUACUCAGCUCUUUUCCUGAAGAAGUUCGAGUGGUCCUGGAUGAAAGCAAAAAUCUGAACAAUAUAUCUUUGCAUGGUCAAGAUGAAAAAUCAUUGCUAUGGGCACAUGGUGGUCAUCCUUCCUUGCCAGUAUCUGCAAAACUGUACAUUAAACAGCAGGAACUUCUGAAAUUGUGUGACAAUGUUUGGCGAGUGAGAUUAGAAUCAGAUGAACGAGGGAAUGAUUAUCUUACCAGAGUUAUGUCGUUUUGCUGUCCUGAACUGCGUUCUCUUGCUUUACAGGGCCUUUGCAUGUCAUCAUAUAUCGCUGGCAAGGAUGACGAAGACAAUGUGGCUGCUGUUCAGUUGGAUGAGUUAUACCAGAUGCUGUUGAGAAGGAUGAAAUUUGAAAGAGAAAGGCUGGAGGAUAGGCUGGGUUCCGGUGGGAAUGAUAGUAUUGAAAAACCUUCUGCUGAUUGCUGUGUUUUACUCCCAGAGAUUUUGGCUACUGGAUCUGGUUAUAGCAGUUGGUUGCAAACGCAUCUUCUUGCUUGCAGUGAAAGUUGUUAUUUGGAUGUGGAGUUACUUAAUAUACUUCAGCACCUUCUGCCGGUCCAUUCCACCGUACCCUCAGGGUUACAGCAGGAUCAUGAGUACAUUACAAGGCUGCUUGAAUAUGCUCUAAAUUAUUCAUUAUCCUCUUCGAGGCCUCCUCAAACUCUUGUAGCUCAUCAAAAAAUCCUGUGGACAAUUGAUGCACACAGCUCUACAAUACGAGAGGACACCAAAAUUGCUGGUUCAAUUCUUGAAAUGUGGUACUGGUGGCAUUCAGUUUUGUGGAAUCAUAGUCAAUUCCCUCUCAUGAAUAUCUCAGAGAUCGAUGGGCAUUGCAUUCCACUUCCUUGUAUGCUGAUUCAGCCAGUGAAAACAGUUGCAGUUGCCCAGAUGCUUCAGAGUGCGUUUGCUAUCAAGGAUUUCCAUGUUCAUUCAAUCAAGCUUAGAUUUGCUUCACGAAGCCUAUGGAAAAGCUCAAAACCAACACAAGAAAUACCUGCUUUUCUGUCAUCAAUUGCGCGGUCUCUCUUCCAACAGGUUAUAUGCACACACAAAAAAUCAUUUGAGCCAGGCAAGUUUGCGGCAAUUUGCUCCACGCUUCAGGUCAUUGAGGAUAACCCGAACAAGAUGGAUAGACAGCUCCUGAUCUCAUUAAUCGAGUCUACAAGUCAUCAGAGAUUGAAGUCUCUAACUCACUCAUUUGUUGAUACAUUGGUCCAGCAUCUCUAUCCUGAUUGCCCAUCAAGUGAUUUCUACUUCAAUCUUGGGUUAACGUGGUUAAAUCUUGGAGAACUUCGCUUCCAUCUUUUGCAUAGCUUUGAUGCUAUAGAUCCAGCCACAAAGAUCAAAUGCAAACUAUCAGAACUAGAAGAGAAAAUUUCAUCCCUUGAGCUAAACAUGAAGGUCCGAAAAGAAUGUAAUUAUCUCGCAGGAUCGCUUUUUCCUGGAGAAAGUGACAGAAAAAUCAAACAAACAUUACAAGGCCUUGUUACUGAGCAUAAAAGGCUACAAAGGAAGAUUGUAUUUCGCCCUGAUUCUAAAAAGUACAAGGAGUUAAGACGCGAGCUCCAUGAGUUUGUGAGAUUUGUCAACCCUAUAGAUCUGGUCGACAGUAUUAAAAGAUUGGGCUGGAACCAGGUCAUUGGGCAUGUUUGCACCUGGCAGGAUACAGCAACUUCAUUUAUCGAUCGACUAUCCAACGAGUAUUCUGAAUAUAUUGAUAUAACUCAGCCAGUUCAAGUCGCAGUAUAUGAGAUGAAAUUGGGUUUAGCUCUCAUUGUCUCUGGAGCUUUUCUGGAAAAUAUUCUCAAUAAAGUUGGGAUAGACAAGGCUGACUCAGUCAUGGAAACUAUUUAUGCUCUAAUGAGAUUUCCAAGAGGCUGCUCCUCAGCUCCAUCUAUCAAUCAUGGGAGUUCGCCGUUAUUGCACCUUUCUCAUGGUGCAGAUUCUCGCGCAACAUCCUUAGGUUUGGAUGUCAGCGUACUACAGAAGUUGAUCUCUGUUUCAAAUACAGAAGAAGCUGGAAAAGUGUCUCAGUUGCAACUCAAGGCUGUUCUCUACAAAGACUUACACUUUCGUAUUUCACAAUUUAUCGCAAAUGCAAAGAUAAUGGAUAAAGAUUCAUUUGAGUUAUUGCAUAAGCUCUAUCUUGAAUUGGCAAGUAUUUGGAUGGAGAUGAAGUUUCAAGCAGAAUCCAAAGCUGAUUCUAUUUCUCAGCUCUACAAGUUCCGUGCUCGUGACUUUAAAAUUGAAAGUGUGAUGGAAGUUGAUAUAUCUGGCCUGGGCAAGCAUUUAACAAAUGAUAGUUUCUCGGAAUGGCAAGAGUUUAUAGCUGAGGGAGAUUCAAAUUACACGACUCAAACAGAUCAAGAGCAGGAAAGUUUAGAGGAUGAGUGGGACCUGAUGCAGGAGCAUCUGGAUGAUAUAUUUAACUCCCACAAUGAAUUAUUUGGCUCUCUCAACCUCUGUGGAAAGCCUGGAAGGUUCUGUAUUACAGACAGUAGAAGACUGGAUUCCUUCAAGGAUUCCUAUGAACUUGGAAUCAAUUUGAUUAAAGGUCUAAGGGGCUUAUUUACUUCAAGCUUGGAUGCGAAACUUGUACCAGAACACCUUCUUCGUCUGUGCUUAGAAUAUAAAAGAAACUUCACUUCAACUCACCAGUCUACCAGUAAAUUUAACUUUUACAAGGACUCAAAUCCUUUGGAAUUGGGGAAAAUGGUCCAUUUACUCACUGGUCUUCAGAUGAGAAUCUCUUCUCUCUUGCAAGAAUGGGAGGAGCAUAUUGGACUUCAAAAACUUUCUGAUAUUCUUCGAAUGCUCUUGGAAAUUCCUUCAAGUACUCCUCUUGCAAAGGCUCUUUUGGGAUUGCAAUUCCUGCUUUGUAAGGUCCGUAUGUUGCAGGAAGAAGGCUGUAAAUUCUCCAUUUCUGAUCUCGUGGAACCAGUUAUUGCUCUUGCAAACUCAUGGCAGAAGAUGGAAUUUGAUUGCUGGCCUACGAUGCUCGAUGAGGUUCAAGAUCAGUAUGAAAUAAAUUCUGGGAAGUUGUGGCUUCCUUUGUUUACAAUUCUGUUUCCGAAGGACUCCGAUAGUAUUUCAGAACAUGAAACCGAGUUUAUUACGCAGAGUUUGGUGGAAUUCAUUGAAACGUCCAACGUUUGCGAAUUUAGGAAACGCCUUCAACUUCUUUAUGGUUUCCUUCUUCAUUUAAGAAUGGGUUGCUCGCUGGGGAUAUAUUCAAGUGAUUUUCAUAAGAGGAGCCUGGAAAUUUGCUACAACCUUUUUGGAUUUUACAUCCAGUUCCUGCCAAUUGUAAUGGAUCAGGUUGAAUCAAAUAGAAGAAAUGUUGAGACCGAGUUAAAUGAUCUUCUGAAACUGUGUAAGUGGGAAAAGCUAGAAAAUUAUCUGUCCACUGGGACCACUAAAAAAGCCAGGCAGAAGGUCAAGAAGCUGAUUCAGAAGUAUACUGACAUGUUACGACAGACUGUAAUGCUUGUUAAGCAAGAGUCUCUGCAGAAAGGAGUUCAACUUCUGCCUAAAUUGUGUCCCAAGCUUAUCAAUGGGGCAUCCAGGAGUACUGAGGUUCUGGACAGUGCGUUAGGAGCUCGGCAAAUGAAUGAAGGGGAUAGUUUUUCAUGGUAUGCCGUAUGGAGGAAUAAAUUAAAUGAAUCUGUUGGAGUCUCUCGUCAUCGAUUGCAGCCUGAAACAAGAUCUCUAAUAGCUGAAGAUGUUGCAAAUGCCGUGAGUCAGUUGUUAGAGCAAUCUUCUUGCUCUAUCUAUCAGGAUGAUUGGAAGAGUGUGUGGAGUACAGUUGCUAGGGUUGGUGGUAUGAUAAUUGGUUGCGCAGAUCUGUGGAGAGACGAUGACAGACGUGUUGGGAAAAAGAGGGCCUUGUCGGAACUUCUAAAGUUAUUAGAAAUUAGUGGUUUGCAGAAACACAAGUUUGAAAAUAUGGAGAUAUCAAACCACUUGAAAGGGAUGCUUGCUCAGCCAUCAUAUGAUCCGCAACAUCUGCUGUUUACAGAAUCCAAAACUAGCGUGCAUCCUCCUAGAAAAGUUGAAGACCAAAACCAGGAAACUUCAGAUGCUGACUGGCGAGAUGCAAAUCAAUUUUAUUUUAAGAGCUUGGCUUCAGUGCAGCUAUUGUUAGAGAUUGGCCAUAAACACACAGAUAUUACAUAUGAGCAGUUUAACCGGUCUAUCUCUUUCCUCAACCAUCUUGUGGAAAUACAAAGGGAGCAAAGAAAUGCUGCUUAUUGCAUUGAUGAACGUCUCCAGCGAUUACGCCAACUUGUUUCAUCUUUUGAGAUGUUAUUGGUAGACUCAUUUGAUUCUGAGUCAAGGGAUAGUUCCGUGCUCAGUUUUCCUCGAAAUCAACGUGCUAUCUUCCACUGCAUGAGGCAACAGAAGCAACUUUUCGAUAAGCUUAUUAGAAUGUUGUGCGAGGAAUCUGCAUUGUUGAGAACAGUUAGAAGUUCCCACUUGGACUCUUGUCCAGAUGUGAAAGCUUCAUCAAGCGGUGUCCUUUGCUUCACUGAAGGAUUAAUUCCCAUUGUUGAAAAAUCUAAGGCAUCACUGGAUAGGUGCCUUAUUGGUUGCGAUGGAGCUAUUAUCGCAUCAACUGACUGUCCAGAUCAAAAGAUUGUCACAAAUCAAAUGGUAGAACUUUUACUUCGGAACUUUGAGACACUUAAUGAAUUUGAGAAGAAAUAUUCAAGUUUCCAUAGAGAAGGCAUGGAGAAAAGUUCUGUCAGAGAUGUUCUUCAAAGUCAUUUCACCCCAGUCUUUGAAGAGGGGAAAUUGCUGGCCGAGGAACUAAGUUGUAUACUUGAGGUGGGAAAGCAAUCAACUGGAUCUGAGUUUAAGGAACAAACUGCUUUUGAUGGAGUUCUUGCUAGUGCAUUUGGAAAUAUCAAGGAUGUGCUCCAAAAGCUUUGUUCCUACAAGGGAGAAAUCGCUUCUCAAGAACAAGGGAAUAUUACUGCAUGGAAUUGUGUAUUCAGGAAAGCAGAAAAUGAUCUUGAUCUAGAUAACUUAUGUUAUCAGAUUUCAGGAACACUUAGUUCCAUUGAAAAAGAAGUGAACUCUUCUGGUUGCCUUCUGGCUUCUGUGGGACAACAUUUGAAGCACCUGCAUCUAUUCCUUGAUCUAAUAUUGUACUUUGGCGACUGUUUCCUCAAAGAUUUUCUGGGGAUGAGCAAAACGGUGUCAUUGAUAACCCAUGAGCUUGCAAGUGUCUUGGCGGAUCUGUUCACAAAGGGGUUUGGCGUGUCUACAAAAGAUGAAGGUCAUGACUCUAGUGUUGACAAAUCGCAAGCUGCAGCAGGUACUGGUAUGGGAGAAGGAGAGGGAGCAAAAGACGUGAGCGACCAAAUAGAAGAUGAAGAUCAACUGAUCGGUACAUCUGAAAAGGGAGAUGAAAAGCAGGAUGCUCCAGAUGAGAUGCUGGGUAAUGAUAAAGGCAUCGAGAUGAGCAAUGAGUUUGAUGGAAAAGCACAUAGCAUCAGCGAGGAUUCUGGAGAAGACAAUGAAGAUGGGGAAAGCGAGGAUGAGCAGUUGGAUUCUGCUAUGGGAGAGGCGGGAUCUGAUGCUGAAGUAGCUGAUGAAAAGCUCUGGAACGAAGACAAAGAUGUGGAGCCAGAAACCAAGAAUGAGAAGUAUGAAUCUGGACCAAAUGUUGUGGACAAAGACCCUGACUCUAGAGAGUUAAGAGCAAAGGAGGACGAUGCUGUCACUACUGAUGAACGUGACGAAUUGAACACUUCUGACAAACAUGAAGAAGGAAAUGAUGAGGACAAGGAUCAGGAUAAUCUUGGUGACACUGAAAACCUGGAAGACCUUUGCCAGAGUAAGGAAGAAGCGUUUGCAGACCCAACUGGUCUAAACCCUGAGGUGAGCAAUGACCAAAUUGAUGAUGGUAUGGAGGUUGAUGAUAAAGAAGAGGAUGGAAAAGAAGAUGCAGCCGUUCAUAAUGAAGAAACUUGUCCAGAAGAUCAAAAUGAACCUGAAGAAGUUGAAAAUGGUCACGAAAUUCCAGAGCCUGCUGAUGAAUCUGUGGAGGCAGGGGGUGAGGAUGUGUCUGGUUCUCCUCAAAAAGAUCGUACUGGUGAUGACCUUGAGCAGAAUGCAGGAAUGGAGCCAACAGAAGAGAAAGAAGAUGUAAUCGAACAUAAGAAUCCAAAUUCUGGUGGUGAUAACAUCCCUAAUGUGGAGUCUGGAUCACAAACACUUCUAGGAGACCAUUUAUCGGCGGCAGGAAGUACAGCACCUCAGGAAAACUGGUCUAAUAAUAAUGCUACCGAUAAUCUUGCAGCUUCAAUAGAUCUGCCUUCUGGUGCUAACCUUGAGGGGAACCUCAUGGUGACCAACUCAAUGAAUGGUGAAACAUUGACAGAUAAUGCCCCAAAGAUGGAAUUGCCUCAAAACCUAACAUGUUCUUCUCAACAAACCAAACUGAACCCUUACAGGCAUGUUGGCGAUGCAUUAAAGGAGUGGAAAGAAAGAAUUAGAGUUUCCACAGACCUUAAAGGAGAAAGGCAAGAGAUUGAGGGUGAAAUUGAGGAUCCAGAUGCUAGUGAGUAUGGAUAUACUUCUCAGUUUGAUGCAGGAACUUCACAAGCUCUGGGACCUGCAAUGUCUGAGCAGGUGGACACAGAUAUGAGGGAUGUGGAACCUGAGGGAGAAAGAAUCGAAGGGCAUCAGGAUGAAGUGACCGAGAUGGAUAUAGAUGAUGUGAACCCCCAAAACAAACCUGUUGUCCACUCUAAUGCAGUGCUAAGGAAUGGUAUCCCUGAACAAGUUCAGGCACCAGAUACAGACAUGAAAAAUCAAGAGGAAUUCCCAAUUAAUGACUGCAAUGAUGGCGAUGGAGGAAUGGACUCUAUGGUUUCUGUCGACAGAUCCUUCGUUGGCGAAGAUGUGUAUAAUCCGCUCAGAGUGCCAGUGACUGAUCAGGAAAUGGGCAAAGUUCAGGAUACUGAGGAAGAUCCCGAUGCCGAAAGUAAUGCAGUGAUUAGAUGGAGAAAAUGUGAGUCACUAACUGUGAAAUCGUCUCAGGAGCUGGCCGAGCAGCUUCGUCUUAUCUUGGAACCAACGCUUGCAAGCAAGCUCCACGGUGACUACAGAACGGGCAAACGGAUCAACAUGAAAAAGGUUAUUCCAUACAUAGCUAGUCAGUAUCGGAAAGAUAAAAUCUGGUUGAGGAGGACAAAACCUAGCAAGCGUGAGUACCAGGUUGUCGUUGCCGUGGAUGAUUCACGUAGCAUGUCGGAAAGUGGUUGCGGUGAAUUUGCGCUUAGAGCCCUCACGACUGUGUGUCGUGCAAUGUCUCAACUCGAGAUGGGAAGUCUGGCUGUUGCAAGUUUCGGGAAGGAAGGAAACAUGAAGACUUUACAUGAUUUUGGUCAGUCUUUCAGCCGAGAGUCUGGGAUUAAGAUGAUCUCGAGUUUGACGUUUAAACAAGAAAAUCUCAUCAAAGACGAACCCGUCGUCAACCUGUUGACUCAUUUGAAUGAAAUGCUUGAUUCUUCGGCAACCAGGACACGACUUUCCUCUGGUAGCAACCCUCUGCAGCAACUUGUGCUGAUCAUUGGUGACGGAAAGUUCCACGAGAAAGAGAAACUGAAGCGUGGCGUAAGAAAUUUCCUUAGCAAGAAACGGAUGGUAGUAUUUCUGCUUCUCGAUAACUCGGAAGAAUCAGUUCUUGAUUUAAAGGAGUGUAUUGUGCAGAAAGAUGGGAGUAUAAAAUUCUUUAGAUACUUAGAUUCAUUCCCAUUCCCUUACUACAUUGUGCUCAGAGACAUUGAAGCCUUACCCACUACACUUGCUGAUCUCUUGAGACAGUGGUUCGAGCUCAUGCAGAAUUCGAGGGACUGAUUCUUCAAUACAAGACUGAUAUGGAGAGAACUCUUGUUUUUCGGUAUAGACUUGAGAAUGAUUUUGUGCUGUCUGAACCUAGUAUUGCCACUCUUUCUACUUUGUUGGGGCCAAGUUGCAAUUCUUUGGUAACCCAUGCUUACACGUACAUAUAUAUCUAUCUUUUUUUAGUCUUUGUUAAUAAGGUAGUAAUUACUCGAAAUAUGUGUUCACUAACAUUUAAAAGGGUUAUAACCGCCGGCAAGAUUUCGUCUCAGUCCUA